Strongylocentrotus purpuratus (purple sea urchin) is the source of this 2613-nucleotide messenger RNA. Its product is annotated as NACHT, LRR and PYD domains-containing protein 6-like. The transcript is spliced from 5 exons. The record is from RefSeq and is a predicted model, not a curated record. The coding region runs from base 252 to 1868 and encodes 538 amino acids. Lineage: Eukaryota; Metazoa; Echinodermata; Echinoidea; Camarodonta; Strongylocentrotidae.
UACCAGAAAUACCUCGCUUCCGAGUUCGAGUCGGUGAUUUAUCUCACUAAAUUCUAAGAUCUUUCUUCAGUUGUAGUAGAUUUGGAUUUAAGUCUGUCGACGAUUAAUCAGAAAUAACUGUCUGGUAUGACUAGCUAUGGGUAAAACUGCCAUUUAAGUCAGAUUCAGUCUCGUCGGAACAACGGAUAGGCAGGGUCUAGACUCAGACUCAGAGACUGAAGCUUUCGAUUCGGUCUAGUCGACGGCGUGGCAUGCUGUCUUGUAGGCCUAAACCUGAUCAAACCAAAACAAGGUAUAUUGUCGCCCAUGUCAUAUUAUCACCAUUUUCGAGAGGACCACAUUUCUGUCAAGUAAGAAGAACAUCUUACACCAUGGAGGGAUUCUGCCUUCUCUAUCUGCUCCUGAUCCUCUUGAUGAGAUCUGGUGACGUUGAAACCAAUCCAGGUCCUAACACUGCAGAAAGUACUGUCAGUGACAUGGAGUUUCUGAAGCUGGCCCAGGCUAUCGCUCCAUCUUACUACAACGCUGUAGGGAUAUCUCUAGGGUUCUCCUAUGCUCAACUACAGGCAAUCCUGGUUGACAAUCCGAAGAGCUUCACCAAUGCGUUACUGGAUGUGUUUAUGAAAUGGAAUGUAAAGCAGCAACCUCCACACUCAAAUAUACGACAGCUUUUGGCAGACAAACUUCAAGAGAUUGACUUGGGUGGUCUAUCAGACGGAUUACUCAAUGGACCUCCAAUUCCAAACAGCACAGGAGGGCCAUCAAGACUGCUCAAAUCACAGACCAAACCCCCUUCAGCUGAAUCUCAGACCAAACCACUUUCUCCUGAACUGGUUGAGCAGUGUGCAAAUGAUUUCAAGUUCAAGUACAGGUCAACUGUCUGUAAGAUCAGAGCUGAUCCUCUCAAUCCUGCUUCCACAGUACAGUUUGACGACAUGUAUACUAAUCUCUUCUUACAAGAAGAACAUGGGACAGAGAAGCGAAUGCUAGAUUACAAUGAUAUCCUUCAUCUUAAAGUCAAUGGAGAGUUCCCCAAGCGGAUCAUGGUUCAGGGAGAGGCAGGGGCUGGAAAAACUACAUUUUGUGCUAAGAUUGCCUGGGACUGGAUUGAAGGGAGGCAUUUUAGUCCCUUUGUGUGGGUCUUGAUUGUUCCUUUACGUGAAUUUAAGCAACACUCUAUUGGCAAGAUUGCAAAGUCUUAUCUGGCCAAAAACAAUCCAGCAACAGUUUCUCAGAUUACUGAGUAUAUCCGGUCAAAUCCUGACAAGGUGUUCAUCGCAUUCGAUGGGCUAGACGAGGUAAGUGGCAAAGUCAUGAUGCCAAAAUCCUGCGAAUCACCGCCUACCGAUCAAAUGCAUUUUCAGCCAUCACAGCCACCAAGUGUCGACUCUUCAGUGGCAUGUGGAAGCUCAUCUGAGCCUGGUGAUAUUGGACUUGUAGAUAUUCUUCGUUCAGAUCAACUUGCCUCUUGCCCAGUCUUGGUGACUACUCGCCCAUGGAGGGCAGUAGAGAUUAGAUCAGAUGGUGAUCUAAUGAAGGUCUACACAUUCAUUCAUAUUGAGGGUUUCAACAGAGAGAAUUUGUCAGUUUACAUUCACAAAUACUUUCCAAAGAACGAUGAUAAAGCAAAUCAGCUUAUCCAGUUCAUCAGUGAGAACGAUGUCAUAUCUGAGAACAUGGCCCACUAUCCUAUAUAUGUAGCCAUGUUGUGUCUUAUGUGGAAAGAACUUGGUGAGCAAAAACUACAGGAAGUGAAAUCACUGAAAACUUUUUCUCAAAUAUUCAAAACAAUGAUUGCCUUUCUAAAAGAACAUUAUGCUCAGAAAAUGGUAAAGAAAGUAGGCAGCCCUCACUUCAUGCCUAUUUGAAAAAAAUUGAUGAGCUUCUAGGACCGAUUGCCAAACAGGCCCUCAAUGGUCUGCUAGAAAAUACCUUGGUUUUUGGUGAACAUGAUUUUGAAAUAUGCCCAGAAUCCAAGGACACUGCCUGUAGGGUCGGGAUUUUGUCUCAGGAGGACAGAAUUACCACUAGCGUGCACAUACAUAAGGGGAGUUCUUAUGUGCAGUUGCCUGUCUUCUUCCCUCACAAACUGUUUCAGGAGUACAUGGCUGGAUUCCAUCUUGCUUCCUUGUAUGAAUCAGAUCGUAAUGAAUUCAUCAAGCUGAUUGAGCAAGUAGUGCUGCCAAGGAAGGAGGAGUUUAGGUAUCUCCUGUACUUCACUGUGUCACAGAACAAAAGUAUUGCAACCCAUCUAAUGAAGUCUAUGCUACAGGGACUAGGCAUAUUGAACAGACAGACUUCAAAGUACCGGUUUGAGAUAGAUUUCACUGUUGAUGUAACCUUUGAGAGUCAGGACCCAGAUGUAGCAGCCUUGGUGAAAGACAUGAUUUCAUCAAAGGAAAUUACCAUAUCCAGUGACAUGACAGCACACACUGUAGCUGGGUAUACUUUCAUUGGAACACAUGUUCAACUCUGGAUCGAUAGAGAUUGUGGACCUACUAUGUCACUUGAUGUGGCAGAGAUGAUAUGCUCCAUGCCAUCCUUGAAGGAAGUUACUCUUUUUUGUAAUGCAUACGUACAUCAUCGUUUAUUUGCAACACUUGCAAGGAAUGG